UCAACAUGGUUGCAGUACUGAGUUUGUUAAUAUGGUGUGCUGUGAUUGAUAUUGUGAGCCCGGCAAAGAUUAUCGGUAUAUUUCCAUACCCUGGUUUUAGCCAUCAGAAAGUGUUUGAUCCGUUGCUAAAAGCGUUGGCCGAUAGAGGACAUGACGUCACAAUUGCAACAUUCUUCCCAAAUAGAUAUCAUAAGCAAAAUUCCUCGGAAAUAGAUUUGCGAAGUCUCUCAAAUAUAAAGGUGAAUGAUAUAGACAUGAAACAUUUGGAAAACCCAAGUUGGCUCUUACAGUUACCAGUGAUCGGAAACGUAAUACGCCAAUACAAGAAUCUGGUUGACAAUUUAAGUGUAUCAUCUGUAAGCAUAUGUGAGAAACUGGUUUUGUUUACACCAUUAAUGGAAGCAUUGAAUAAGACUUACGACUUAGUAAUCGUGGAACAAUUUACGAGCGAUUGUGUAUUAGGUCUUUUAGAGGUUUAUGGUAAUACGGCACCAAUUAUUGGAAUGUCAAGUUGUUCACCGAUGCCCUGGACCAGACAGAGGUUGGGAGUGGAACAUAAUCCUUCAUUCGUUCCAAUAAUAACUUCAUCUCUUUCGUCACAAAUGUCAUUUUUUGAAAGACUUGAAAAUACAUUACAUAAUAUCAUGAUGAGAGAAGUGUAUUAUUAUAAAAUACAAUUGAAAGAACAGGCCAUCAUUGAGAAACAGUUUGGUAGGAAGAUAUCUGAUUUACACGAUGCUGCAAAUAAUAUUACAUUAUUGUUUGUUAAUUCACAUUAUACUUUAAACGGUGUCAGACCGCUUGUGCCUGGAUUAGUAGAAGUCGGAGGCAUUCAUAUGAAUGCUUCUGAAAAGAAGACAAUUCCCGAAUACAUUGAAAAGUUUACUAACAAUUCUCAUAAUGGUGUUAUACUGUUAAGUUUUGGUUCGCGGUUAAAAUUGGAUACACUAUCCAAAACUAAGCAGGACACGCUGAUACGUGUAUUUUCAAGAUUGAAGCAAAGAGUGAUAUGGAAGUAUGAAGGUGCUUCAGAAACAGGCACGCUUGUUGGAGAAAAUAUAUUGCAAGUAAAGUGGCUACCCCAAUACGAGUUACUGCACCAUACAAAUGUAUUGACUAUAAUAUGCCAUGGUGGAUACCUGGGAAUGACCGAAGCUAUAUCUGCUGGUAAACCAAUGGUGAUAAUACCAAUGUAUGGAGACCAGGGGUCCAACGCGGCUUCAGCCAAAGAAGUGGGUGUUGCUGAAGUUCUGUCACUACAAGACCUCAACGAAAACAAUCUUAUGAAGGCGUUGGAGACUGUAUUAGGUCCAGAAAAACAAGAACAAGCUCGGCUGAUUUCACAAAUCUGGCGUGAUAGAGCAAAUACACCACUAGACACCGCCGUUUAUUGGACGGAGAGAGUCAUCAGAUGGGGUCAUAGAUCACCAUUGCAUUCGACAGCGAGGAACCUAUCUCUGUAUCAAUAUGCUUUAUUAGAUAUUGCAUUGUUUGUGAUUGGGCUAGUGACCUCUAUUAUCGUGGUCAUUCUCUCUUUGUGUAGACUUCAGAAGGUUAUCAAUAAUCGUAAAAUAAUAAAGUUAGAAUAACUAAAAUAGAAAACAAUCAUUAAUUAA
Messenger RNA from Leptidea sinapis, 1616 nucleotides. Its product is annotated as UDP-glucosyltransferase 2-like. Lineage: Eukaryota; Metazoa; Arthropoda; Insecta; Lepidoptera; Pieridae. The record is from RefSeq and is a predicted model, not a curated record. Bases 6 to 1589 code for a protein of 527 amino acids. Gene Ontology annotation, molecular function: UDP-glycosyltransferase activity. The transcript is spliced from 4 exons.